AUGGAUUUUUUUGACACUCGCGUUUUGUUACCUUCUGAUGCAUCCCCUUCACAAUAUCCAUCCGGAUUAGCUAAGACCAUAUCGCCGAAAUUACUCUCUACUAUUAAACAUGGUUAUGAACACGAUGAACCUUUCUCUCAUGAGCACAUUACAAAUCAAGAACUUUCAUUUCAUACGAGUGUCAUUGACAUGAUCGGAGAAGUGUAUGGAAGCAAACAGUACAAGAAGAAGUCUCUAAGAUUGGAUAAAAUAAAUUCAAAUACAACAAAACCCUGUAAAAACUGGCAUAUCUGUAUAAUCAAUCUUUCAUUUAUCGUUCUUUUAAUCGGAAAGCGUGCAUGUGGUAAAAACCCAUAUACAGAAAAUGCAAACACAUCUUACUAUCCUGCUGUUCUGACCUUUUCCUAUGUUCGAAAGUUGGUCUUACCACCUAUGAGUAAGCCAGCUUCAUACACUUGUAAAAACUAUCUGAUCACAUCAUGGGGGAUUCCGCAAAUUUAUCUUGAUAUUCUUGACACAGAACAAGAAAGGUCAAAGACAGAUUAUAUCAUGUAUAUGGCUCUAAUGGUUUAUCUGUACUACACCCCACAUUUACUGACCAUCUAUACUGACAGUUCUUUAACACCUCCAAUCAUCAACAGCAAAAAAACACGUCUUUAA
Molecule: messenger RNA, 660 nt
Organism: Phycomyces blakesleeanus NRRL 1555(-)
Lineage: Eukaryota; Fungi; Mucoromycota; Mucoromycetes; Mucorales; Phycomycetaceae
Exons: 10
Coding region: 1-660 (219 amino acids)
Source: RefSeq, a predicted model, not a curated record